Molecule: messenger RNA, 1062 nt
Organism: Knipowitschia caucasica
Lineage: Eukaryota; Metazoa; Chordata; Actinopteri; Gobiiformes; Gobiidae
Source: the annotation of a GenBank genome assembly
AUGGGUGCAGCUACGAGGGAGAGGGUGUAUGGGUGCAGCCACGUGGGAGAGGGCGUAUGGGUGCUGCUACAAGAGAGAGGGUGUAUGGGUGCAGCUACGGGGGAGAGGUUGUAUGGGUGCAGCUACGAGGGAGAGGGUGUAUGGGUGCAGCCACGUGGGAGAGGGCGUAUGGGUGCAGCCACGGGGGAGAGGGCGUAUGGGUGCUGCUACGAGAGAGAGGGUGUAUGGGUGCAGCUACGGGGGAGAGGGCGUGUGGGUGCAGCCACGUGGGAGAGGGCGUAUGGGUGCAGCUACGAGGGAGAGGGUGUAUGGGUGCAGCCACGUGGGAGAGGGCGUAUGGGUGCUGCUACAAGAGAGAGGGUGUAUGGGUGCAGCUACGGGGGAGAGGGUGUAUGGGUGCAGCUACGAGGGAGAGGGUGUAUGGGUGCAGCCACGUGGGAGAGGGCGUAUGGGUGCAGCCAUGGGGGAGAGGGCGUAUGGGUGCUGCUACGAGAGAGAGGGUGUAUGGGUGCAGCUACGGGGGAGAGGGCGUAUGGGUGCAGCUACGGGGGAGAGGGCGUAUGGGUGCAGCUACGAGGGAGAGGGCGUAUGGGUGCUGCUACGAGAGAGAGGGUGUAUGGGUGCAGCUACGAGGGAGAGGGUGUAUGGGUGCAGCUACGAGGGAGAGGGUGUAUGGGUGCAGCCACGUGGGAGAGGGCGUAUGGGUGCAGCCACGGGGGAGAGGGCGUAUGGGUGCUGCUACGGGGGAGAGGGCGUAUGGGCAGCAGCUACGGGGGAGAGGGCGUAUGGGUGCAGCUACGGGGGAGAGGGCGUAUGGGUGCAGCUACGGGGGAGAGGGCGUAUGGGUGCAGCUACGGGGGAGAGGGCGUAUGGGUGCAGCUACGGGGGAGAGGGCGCAUUGGUGUAGCUACGGGGGAGAGGGCGUAUGGGUGCAGCUACGGGGGAGAGGGCGUAUGGGUGCAGCUACGAGGGAGAGGGUGUAUGGGUGCAGCCACGUGGGAGAGGGCGUAUGGGUGCAGCCACGUGGGAGAGGGCGUAUGGGUGCAGCUACAUACAGAUUAA